Messenger RNA from Priceomyces carsonii, 747 nucleotides. Its product is annotated as N-terminal protein methyltransferase. Bases 1 to 747 code for a protein of 248 amino acids. Lineage: Eukaryota; Fungi; Ascomycota; Pichiomycetes; Serinales; Debaryomycetaceae. The record is from RefSeq and is a predicted model, not a curated record. Gene Ontology annotation, molecular function: N-terminal protein N-methyltransferase activity. Gene Ontology annotation, biological process: N-terminal protein amino acid methylation. The transcript has a single exon. Gene Ontology annotation, cellular component: cytoplasm.
AUGCCGGUGAAGGUAGCUACGAAUGAAGACAUUUUAAUGUCUGAAAAUGAUAAGGCUGAUACUAAAAUCAAAUAUGAAGAUGCGAUUGAGUAUUGGUCAAAUGUUCCAGCAUCAGUAAAUGGUGUGUUAGGGGGGUUUGGAGAACAAACGCAGGUUCCUAGGGUAGACAUAGUCGGUUCAUCAACAUUUUUAAGAAAACUUAAGACAAGAAUGGAAUGUACAGAAAACCAAGGCAAGCUCACUAUAGAAAUGGGUGCUGGAAUUGGCCGAGUUACGAGAGACCUUUUGUGGAAAAUCAGUGAUAGAUGUGAUCUCUUAGAACCAGUUGUUCCAUUUCUAAAUCAAAUGGAAACUGAAUUGAAUAUGGUCCGUGAGCGAGGGAAAUUGGGUGAAAUUUACAGAAUGGGGAUGCAAGAUUGGAUAUGCCCUCAAGCAAAAAUUGGUAAAUAUUGGUUGAUUUGGUGCCAAUGGUGCGUUGGUCAGCUCCCUGAUGUGGAAUUUAUAGAGUUUUUGAAAAGAUGUAAAAAUGCAUUGAUGGAAAAUGGAACUAUAAUUGUUAAAGAGAAUAUUGCGCCGGAAGAAGACAUUUUUGAUGAGACUGACUCAUCGGUCACUAGAAGCGAUGAAAAAUUUAGAUUUUUGUUUAAAGAAGCUGGGCUCAAGUUAAUUGCUAGCGACUUACAGAAGGGCCUUCCCAGAGAAUUGUACCCCGUGAGAAUGUAUUGUCUAAAGUCUAUAGUGGAGUGA